Messenger RNA from Anoplopoma fimbria (sablefish), 1766 nucleotides. RefSeq names its product ELOVL fatty acid elongase 7a (gene elovl7a). Gene Ontology annotation, molecular function: fatty acid elongase activity. The record is from RefSeq and is a predicted model, not a curated record. The transcript has 8 exons. Gene Ontology annotation, biological process: very long-chain fatty acid biosynthetic process; fatty acid elongation, saturated fatty acid; fatty acid elongation, polyunsaturated fatty acid. The coding region runs from base 177 to 1061 and encodes 294 amino acids. NCBI's taxonomy places the organism in Eukaryota, Metazoa, Chordata, Actinopteri, Perciformes, Anoplopomatidae. Gene Ontology annotation, cellular component: endoplasmic reticulum membrane; endoplasmic reticulum.
CUGCUGGACCACGCAUUGGCCAAUCAGCGAACGCGGAAGCUUUGCUGGAGAGCAGACCCCGCCCCCGGGAGGCUCCCAUAAGAAGCAAGGGGCUCGCGCAGUGUCAGCGCUUGAGCAGAACAGGAGGCACACCUGUAGGGCAUCGGCAGGAAAAUUGCAGCCCUCUUUUUCCGAAAAUGGAAUACGAUAAUAUAAAGUCCUCAGCCGCACUCAUUUACGAUGAGUUCAUCCAAAAUGCAGACAGGCGGACGGCGAGCUGGUUGCUUAUGUCGUCUCCUCUCCCCCAAACCAUCAUCAUCGCGGCGUACAUUUACUUCGUCACAUCGCUGGGGCCUCGGAUAAUGGAGAACCGCAAAGCCUUCGACCUCAAAGGAGUCCUCAUAGUCUACAACUUCGGUGUGGUUGCUCUCUCGCUCUACAUGUGCUAUGAGUUUGUGAUGUCAGGAUGGGGAACAGGAUACUCUUUCCGCUGUGACCCAGUCGACUACUCUGAUUCACCACAGGGUGUGAGGAUGGCAGCAACAUGCUGGCUCUACUACUUCUCAAAGUUCAUUGAGAUGUUGGAUACGGUCUUCUUUGUGCUGAGGAAAAAGAAUAGUCAGGUGACAUUUCUCCAUGUCUACCAUCACUCGAUCAUGCCCUUCACCUGGUGGUUUGGUGUCCGCUUUUCUGCAGGCGGCAUGGGGACACUUCACGCCCUGCUUAACUGUAUCGUCCAUGUAAUCAUGUACACGUACUACGGCCUGACUGCUAUGGGCCCCAAAUAUCAGAAGUACCUUUGGUGGAAGAAGUACCUCACUACGAUCCAGCUGAUCCAGUUUGUUAUCGUUACCAGCCACAUCUCCCAGUAUUUCUUCCUGAAGGACUGCUCCUACCAGUUCCCCAUCUUCGUCUACAUCAUCAGCUCGUACGGCCUGAUUUUCUUGUUCCUCUUCCUCAACUUCUGGUACCACGCCUACACCAAGGGCAAGAGGCUGCCUAAAGUACUGCAGAAUCAGACAUGGGAACACCACAGCAACGGAGUUAUGAAUGGGAACGCCAGUCACGACAAAGAAGAGUGACGCAGGCCUCUGCUUGGGUGUCGGGGUUUGGCCUCAUUCAUGUUAGCAAGAUGCAUCUGAGAUUCAACUCCAAUUAGUUUGGACUGUAUCUUCUGAUUGGUUUUCUACUUGCAACUGCGAAAGACAAUCUUUGCAAUUUGACACAAGCUAUAUUUAAGAGGUUUAUCGACUCAAGCUGAAGGGUUUUAUCUUGGUUUUUUUUGUUUACAAUGAAGGUAAAGCCCAAGUUCUGCUAUGGAAGUACCCAAAUAUCCCUCCUUUCUACAACAGUAUGGUUUUAAAAUAUUUCAAAAAGUCAACUCUACUAUUCACACUGACUAUAGGGCUUCACCUAUGGUAAGACUGUGGGACCCUCAGCUAUACGUUCAAACUGGGCUUCCUCAAAAAAGCUUGUAAUGCUGAGAUAAUUUUCACUUUUGUGACUUGAUCUUAAUGUGAAAAGGUCUUUUUUAGGAAACCCAGUUCAGGGUUUUUAAAGUUGUGCACUGAAAAGUUUGUUAUUUCACCUGGCCCAAAAAUAAUAAUAAUUACGCUGACUUUUGAGUCAAUAUAUUUUUUGUCCUGUUCAGGUUGUUGUUGUCCAAUGGUUACAUGCAUGCAGAACAGGUUUUUUUUUUCUUUCUUAGUUUCUAUCACAUAUGCACACCCACUUCUCUAUGGUUGAGUCGCACUGCUGCUGAUGGUACACACAUUUGGUGAAAAGAU